Folsomia candida is the source of this 1378-nucleotide messenger RNA. RefSeq names its product synaptosomal-associated protein 25-A-like. Gene Ontology annotation, molecular function: SNAP receptor activity; syntaxin binding. NCBI's taxonomy places the organism in Eukaryota, Metazoa, Arthropoda, Collembola, Entomobryomorpha, Isotomidae. The coding region runs from base 492 to 1301 and encodes 269 amino acids. The record is from RefSeq and is a predicted model, not a curated record. Gene Ontology annotation, biological process: exocytosis; vesicle fusion. Gene Ontology annotation, cellular component: plasma membrane; SNARE complex. The transcript has 8 exons.
AUGUCAACAGCAAUAGCCUAUGCAAUGAACUCAACUGCGUAUUACAUUCCAAAAAAGUCAAUUCCUUAGCUGGUCCACAGACACAAGUAAAUUUUAAUCAUAGACUCCUCACAAUCUAUCUCCAAUUUUUCCCAUUCAAGAAUGUGUUAGUUCGAAAUUAGAUGAUUGUUAAAAUGAAUACAUAAAAUGUCCUUAUGGAAACUUUAACAAUUAAAUUAGGAGAUAACCAAAUUGGAACUCCAUCCGGAUAAAGAAGAGAUUUUAUUUCCACAUGCUCCCAAAGUCAACCAUAGACGUACAUAAUUCAUAUAAAAUUAUCACCAAAAUUUCUACUGUAAUGCAUUUUUCACAAUAACAAGAUUCUACAAAUGAUUGAACAUAUUUAUUUAGCUACAUGUUACCCAUAAUAUUUCAGAAAAAUCACAAAAGCUCAGAAAAGCAUGAAAAUGCUGACUUGCAAAAACAGAAUGACUUUCGUGAUAUAGAAGAGAAUGACGUACCCCAGAACUCGUUGGUCAUUGGUUGUUUAUGAAAAAGAAGUUUCGGACAUGGAGAAAAAUAAGCUGCAGACAUCGAAAGUGACGAAAGAGUCCGUAGAAAGUACACGUCGCAUGCUUCAAUUAGUUAACGAGUGCGAGGAUGCUGGGGUAAAUACUUUGCGUAUGCUUCACACCCAAGGAGAGGCACUGAAGCGAACGGAAGGUGCUCUCGAGGACAUUGAUGCCGAUCUUCGGGAUGGAGAAAAGACUUUGAAACGAAUCAGUUUCAUGAACAAAGUUCCCUUAAUUUUCCUGCCAUUAUAUUUGAUGCUCAAAGGAGAGCCUCCCCCGUCACCUCUUCCUCGAAUGGAAGAUCAGUCUCAACGCGACGUGCAACCUAAGAAUCAGAAUCAAAGAAAGCCAGCAAAACAAGGCUCAUCAAAGUCAAUGUGGAGAAGCAGUAAAGGAAAUAUUUCUUUGCCCCUGGAGGAUUUACCUUCCAAACAUGGGGGGUUAUUAGACAAGAAAAAUGACAACACCGACAGAUUUUUUAUGAGAAUUACAGGAGACGAAGAAGAGGACGAAAUAGAGAGUAACUUGAACGUUGUGUCGAAACAUUUGACAGAGUUAAAAGAACACGCAAAGUUAAUGGGCUCAACUGUCAGCACCCAAAACUAUCAAUUAGAUGUCAUUCAUACAAAAGCUGAAAACAAUGAGAGCAAAAUGAUUGGAGUGAGUCAGAAAACUAGGAAACUUUUGGGUGAUUCUUCAGAUUCCUCAAUUUCCUCUUCGCCAAAUUGUUUGAGAUGUGUAAUUAGCUGAGAGAUAACUAGUCUGAAAAAAAUAUCAUUUCAAGUAAAACUAUUAUGCAAUCUUAAGAGUAAGUAAAAUAAAGAUUA